Messenger RNA from Meloidogyne enterolobii, 1110 nucleotides. The record is from the annotation of a GenBank genome assembly. NCBI's taxonomy places the organism in Eukaryota, Metazoa, Nematoda, Chromadorea, Rhabditida, Meloidogynidae.
CCUCAUAAAUUUUUAAAAAUUAUAAUAAAAAUUCACCUUUUUCUCAACAGAUUUAUCGAACAACAACCAACACUAGUUCAAUGCCAAUUACAAUUAUCUCCUUUUUAUGCUGUUUUUUCUUCUUUACUUAGCUUCUUCCUACCAGCUACUUUGAUGCUUUUUCUUUACUACAGGCUUUAUUUAUAUGCUAGACAUCAUGCCCGUUCUAUACAAUCACAACUUAAACAGGCUACUUCACUUUUGAUUUUACAAUUAGCCUCAGAUAGAGUACGUCAAGUAGUGGUACGUCCUUCUACUGGAUUUUUAUCCCCCUCUUCAAUAGCCCUUCACUACGAUUCUCGAAGAUUUAGUGGAAAAUCUUCCUUUGAUGGAGAAUCACUUCAAAAAGCCGAGUUUAGCCAAAUAAACGUUGCUGUAAAUAAAUCACCAGAAAAUCAUUCUAUCGACGCUACAAUCCAACAAGGAACGCCUGUACUUAAGGCUACAUUGAGACAAUUAAGAAGGACAGAGAGCAAUAAUAGUAGCAGCUUUAGCUUUGUUUCGAGAAAUGGAUUGGGUGUUAAUAGUAGAAGGGUUGGUUGUGGUGGUGGGGAGAGAAGAAAAAGUUGUUCACCACUCCCUUCUCCAACAACAAAAAGAGGUUUUAAAUCUUGUGGGUGGACUAAUAAUAAUAAUGGUAAUGGAGGGCAUCGUUCUUCUGACAAAAAAGCACGUGUUACUCUUGGUGUUAUUAUGGGCACUUUUCUCAUCUGUUGGUUACCCUUCUUUAUUGUCAAUGUUCUACGCCCUUUCUGGCCAGAAAUUUUCCCUCCACUACUUUUUCAGACAGUUUCCUGGCUAGGUUAUGCCAAUUCAUCAGUAAAUCCAGUAAUUUAUGGAAUAUUUAAUCGAGACUUUCGACGUGCCUUUAGCCGUAUAAUGAACAAAUUAAUUCAUUGUAUAGACGAGGAAAGAAGAGGAAAUAGUCGAGGGACAUUUAGAACUAGAACAGAAAGUGAAUCUUUUAAUAAAUUUAAUAAAAGUUUAAAUAAUGGAAGUGAACAACAACAACAACAAAAAUUAAUUUCUAAACAAAAGACAAAUAAGAAAUUGAGAUUUUUAUGUUUUUAA